Molecule: messenger RNA, 1299 nt
Organism: Dichomitus squalens LYAD-421 SS1
Lineage: Eukaryota; Fungi; Basidiomycota; Agaricomycetes; Polyporales; Polyporaceae
Exons: 2
Coding region: 1-1299 (432 amino acids)
Source: RefSeq, a predicted model, not a curated record
AUGCUGCCGCCGGCCGAGCGAAAGUCGUCUUGUAGGCUGCCAAUCGAGCUCGUACUACAGGUCCUUGAGGAGGCUCAGUACGACGAUCUCGUGCCGCGUCACAAAUGGCUCAAGAACUAUGCCUUGGUUUGCCGCUCCUGGAGCAUUCACGCGCAGCGGCUCUUGUUCGCGUACGUCACUCUUCUCAAAGGGUCGGACCAUUGCCGCAAGUUCAGGAAACGAAUGAAGCUAGUCGAGUCGAGGGAUCCCGAACGCGCAUCGCUUCUAAAGGAGUCCAUCCGCACCCUUGGGAUGGCUGUGGACCACCAGGACAUUUAUGCGGACGUGAUCAGGUUAUGUCCGAACCUCCGGGAGCUCCAUCUCUCUCUCUAUCAUGCGUCAUUUCGCCGGGAUGUUCUGGAGGGCCUCGCUGCCGCAGGAUUACGAAUCAGCGCUCUUCGCGUGAAGGCUUACCAUUACUUGCCGCUCUUCCAACUACUUCCCCUCCUACCAAGUCUCGAGUAUCUCGAGGUCGACUGCAAUAGUAUCUUGGAUGACAUCCUCGCGAUACCCUCCAUUUCUCCCCCAGCGUGGCGGCUGAAAUACCUGCGCUACGCCAACAUGCGCCGACAUACUCAGGCAUUCGUCGAAUGGGUCCUUUCCGCGUCUGGAUCAGUCGCACGGGAGUCGCUAGAAGUGUUAAGCGUCAUCUCUCCCUCAUUCGAACUGUCGUCGAUUGCCGCUCUUGGCCUUGCGGACACGCUGCUCUCCCUCACUGUGCAACGUCUGCACGACAGCGACGACCUCUCUGUCCUUACACGCCUCCAGGAAAUCGCCGUCGUUCACCCCGAAGGCACCCCACCGACGUUCCGAUUGCUCCCAGCCGGAGUCGUACACAUCACACUGGACGCGAUUCCCAAAGCUACGGAAUGCGAAGUUGCGGUUGCUGGCCUCGCUGCGUAUCAUGAACGGUCGGGCGGGGCGUUGCGGGCGCUGACAUACAAUCGUCGAUGCAAUAACAAGGUUGACGGGCUGACGGACGUGGUGAUGCUGUAUGACUUCUGUACGGCUCGGAAGAUUCAGUUUCGCCUGAUGGAUCCGCCGUACGGCUCUUAUCCCGGAGAGAGAACUUCUCUACAAGCAGCCCAGUCGUUUCCGCGAGAGCUGCCGGUAUCGUCGCGUAGGCCCUCACAGUCGCAACUUGAGAAAGAGCCCCCAUGGAAGGUGCAGGGGAAGAGCACUUUUGCACGCAGGAUCGCGAACGUGGCUGGAAGAGCGUUUGGAAGCUCAAUCCCGCCUAUGGCAUUAGCGAGGGGUUGA